Messenger RNA from Pelobates cultripes (western spadefoot toad), 1427 nucleotides. Lineage: Eukaryota; Metazoa; Chordata; Amphibia; Anura; Pelobatidae. The record is from the annotation of a GenBank genome assembly.
AUGGGGGUACAAACCCAACCGCAGCAACUCCAGAAAUUAGACCAGUUGGACAUUUCUAAUAUGAAAAUUAUUAACCUUUCCAAUCUUAAACUCCUACCUGAUCACAUAACAUUACUUAAUAAAGGACUAUCAUUUGUACCUACACCGAGUGCAGACGACUUUGAAUGGCUAAAGGAUAUCAACCUAUUUGGCCGCAAACUAGCCCUAUGCCCAUUACAUAAAAAGAAAAAUAAUAAAGAAGCAAAGGAACUGGGUCUUACCAGUAAAGAUUUUACACAUUUUCAAACGUUGGUACAGCUUCUUACUGAACAAGAAACUACACCUCCACUCAACAACUUCAAACCACUGAGUUGGUUCACCCCCAACUUUAGGGAUGAUAUAAAUGUGGACUUGCUUGUAAAAAUGACAACUGACAUAAUCGAAUCCCUACCUAUACCUAAAAUCCACCAGAAUAAUCUUUCUAGUGGGGAACAAAAUGCACUCAAAGAUCUGAGCAAUAAUAAAAAUAUUGUUAUAAAACCAUCUGAUAAGGGAGGUAAUAUUGUCCUAAUGGAAAGGGAGGACUAUGUGAACAUGUGUCUAACACAUCUGAAUAAUUCUUCCUGCUACAGUAAACUCGAGGGGGACCCUACUUCAUCUUAUCUCAAAUCCCUUCAAACCUUACUAGAUACUGCCAUGACAAACAGCAUUAUAACUAAUGAUGAAUUGAGAUUUAUUUUACUCACCAACUAUUGCCACUUUCUAUUGUCUACCAAAGGUGCACAAAAAUCUCACCCAUCCCCCGGGUAGACCAAUCGUUUCUGGGAACCAAUGUCUGACAGAAAAUGCCAGCAGGUUUCUUGAAAAUCUACUACACCCCUUUGUAAUGAGCUUAGAUUCCUUCCUACAAGACACUUAACAGACCCUACUGACUUUGGAAAAUUUAAUAGUUCCACCUUAUACUCUUCUUGCGAGCUUAGAUGUGGUAUCACUAUAUAAUAAUAUCCCACACGUUAUAGGCAUUAAAGCCACAUCUUAUUUUUUUAGAGAAGUCCAAAAAAUUCUCCAUACAACAUCAACAAUUCAUAUUGGAUUUACUCACUUUUGUACUGACACACAAUUAUUUUGUAUUUAAUGGAGUAUAUUAUUUGCAAAUGAAGGGCACUGCUAUGGGGACAGCUUGUGCCCCUUGCUAUGCCAACCUGUACCUUGGCUGGGGGGAAGAAACUAUACUGUCUGAAAUUGAUCAUGAGUACAGCCAAUUCAUAUUGAAUUGGAAUAGAUACAUUGAUGAUGUGCUUCUUUUCUGGACAGGAUCCAUCCCAAAAUUCCAACAACUGGUCAAUAUUUUCAAUGACGACGACAUCGGAUUGCAAUUAACAUCUGUCAUCGAUGAAAAGACAUUGGAAUUUUUGGAUCUGAGAAUCAUACUGGGCAUGGAUGGUACA